AUGGCUUUCGUCAUAUGUUCUAUGAGGCUGGUUGUACGGUAUUUCGUGGUGCACAGAUUCGGCAUCGAUGAUGUGAUGAUAAUGAACUCGCUAUUCGCGGCCCUCACCAUCGCCACCACCUACCACGGCGUAGGCGAGCAUCUAUGGAACGUCUCCUCCAGGACUCUGCAGACACUGUUCAAAAUCUACUUCGCCGCGCUCUGUAGCUACCUCUACGUCGCGCUCUCGGUGAAGAUCAGCCUCCUCGUCUUCCUGAUGCGGCACUUCCCUGAUGCCAUCAUCCAAAAGACCGGGCGAGGACUGGUAGUGUUCCUCGUGGUGUUCACGAUCACCGGGCAGCUCCCGUUGACAUUCCAGUGCUCGCCCGUGCGCGCCAUGUGGGAGCCGGUCGAGGGCGCCAGGUGUUUGGGCAAAAACACCUUGUUUGCCAUCACCGUCUAUCAGGCCGUCGUGAUGUUCGUGACGGACGCGAUCAUCCUCGUCCUCCCGUUGCGCCCGCUGUGGAGGCUGAAAGUCCCGCUAAGGGAAAGGAUUCCGUUGAUUGGAUUGUUCGGACUUGGAACCAUCGCCUGCGCUGCCUCGCUGAUCCGCUUCACGACGCUGGCGUACACCAAGGACGAGGUGGACUUUACGUACUCGGUAGCGAAGAGCGGGAUCUGGAUGAACGUCGAGUUCUCGUUCGCGCUGAUGGCGGGGUCUUUGCCGUCGCUGCGGGUUAUCCCGGGGAUACGGCGGUUGGCCGGGUAUCUGUCGCGGGACGCCGAGAAUAGUGGGGAUACCGGGACUGUGGUCGAAGCAUAUGUGAGGAAGCCGAGGGGGAGGCAGAGAGGCUUUGCGACAAGAGAGUUGGAGAGUGGUAGUCGCCAGACGGAAGGCAGGAGGAGUCCGCUCGGUGGCGAGGAAAUGGUGCCGCUGAGUGGAAGGCGAGGGAGUAAUUGA
Molecule: messenger RNA, 939 nt
Organism: Tricharina praecox
Lineage: Eukaryota; Fungi; Ascomycota; Pezizomycetes; Pezizales; Pyronemataceae
Exons: 5
Coding region: 1-939 (312 amino acids)
Source: RefSeq, a predicted model, not a curated record